Messenger RNA from Vespula pensylvanica (western yellowjacket), 3579 nucleotides. RefSeq names its product forkhead box protein biniou (gene croc). Gene Ontology annotation, molecular function: DNA-binding transcription factor activity, RNA polymerase II-specific; RNA polymerase II cis-regulatory region sequence-specific DNA binding. NCBI's taxonomy places the organism in Eukaryota, Metazoa, Arthropoda, Insecta, Hymenoptera, Vespidae. Gene Ontology annotation, biological process: anatomical structure morphogenesis; regulation of transcription by RNA polymerase II; cell differentiation. Bases 481 to 2193 code for a protein of 570 amino acids. The transcript is spliced from 2 exons. The record is from RefSeq and is a predicted model, not a curated record.
UCUCUCUCUCUUUUUCUUUCUCUUCCUCUCUCUCUCUCUCUUUUUCUUCCUCUCUCUUUUUGUUUCUCUCUCUCUCUUUCUCUCUCUCUCUCUAUUCCUCACUUGUUCAAAUAGAGGCAUAAGACAGGAAAUCUAUGUCAUCGCACGUCACAAAGACUUUACUUUGUAAAUCUUAGGAUCGAAGGAUUUUUGAGGAAAAGAGUCUUAAGUCUUUGGACGGAGAGAGAACCUGGGCGGAGAGAAGGAACGUUAAAUAUUUCCAUCGACGAGGAAAUAUUUUCUUCGAGCGAGUUUGUCGAAUAGCUGAAAGCGACCGAGAUAUACUUGUAGGAAUGAUCGUAACGAUACUUCAAUAAGAAAAGCGUCUCUUCGAUCGAAGAAACGGAAAUAAGAACGGUGUAUAUGUGUGCGUGAGUGUCCGUAGAAGAAAAGUGUUGAAGGUCAAGAGAGAGAGAGAAAGAUAAAGAUCGGUCAAUCAGGAUGCACACGCUGUUCGGGGAACAAAAUGCUUACUAUCGUCACGCGAGCGCCGUACCUGUGGGUAUGGGCACGGCAUCCUAUCCAGGCGUGGGUGUGGGUGUGGGCGCUGCCCCGGGCUACUACGAGCAAUAUCGUUACGGUGGAUAUGCGACGGCCGCUGGUUAUCCUGUCUCCGGGAUAACGCAGCAACACAUACACCAUCCUGGUAAGGACAUGGUGAAGCCACCUUAUUCUUACAUAGCUUUAAUCGCUAUGGCGAUUCAAAAUGCACCAGACAAGAAGAUCACUCUAAACGGGAUCUAUCAGUUUAUAAUGGAACGUUUCCCGUAUUACCGCGAGAACAAACAAGGCUGGCAGAAUUCAAUCAGGCAUAAUCUUAGCUUGAACGAGUGUUUCGUAAAGGUGCCGCGAGACGAUAAGAAACCUGGCAAGGGUAGUUAUUGGUCCCUCGAUCCGGACAGUUACAAUAUGUUCGACAACGGUUCCUACCUAAGACGUCGUAGGAGAUUUAAAAAGAAGGACGCUUUGAAAGAGAAGGAGGAGGCGUUAAAGAGGCAAGGUCUUUUGACGGAGAAACGAGGACAACAGCAACAGCAACAGCAAGAUGACGUGAAGUCAAACAGCGGUGCUAUUGUAAACCUCGCGCCGUCGAUAGAAGCGACGACGGUAAAAAAGGUUGGCGGCGGUGGUAACGGCGGUAGUGGAGGUGGUGGUGGUGGUGGUGGUGCUAGUGCCGGUGGUGUUGGUAGUGUUAUCGGUGGUGUUGCGGGUGUCAUGGAGGGUGGUACUGUGACGACAACGGCGAGUACGACUACGACUGGGCUGUGCAAACCAAAGAGAGAACCGGUGAACGAUCACUGCAUGGCCGUGCAGAGCAAAUAUGGUCUGCUUCAUAGUCCGAUUCAACAAGAGACGAAGACAACGGUAACAGGCGUGGUAGUGGCAAGCGUACCAUCGCACACAGCAGUUAGCGGAGGUCAAAGCGUGAUUCAAACGGCUCUUGGGAACCAAGUACAUCAGGGUCAUCAUCAGGUUCAUCAGGAGACAACGAUUCAAGACGUCUCAAUGGUCGGCCUCGAUCCUGGUGCUUUUAGCGUUGAUGCUCUGAUGACGAACCGAGACAACGCUUUGAUGAAUAAUCGGAGUGAUCAAACCACCGGUCAACAUCCGCAUGCUCACGCUCACGCCCUUCAACAUCCUCACGGUGCCCAUUCGCACUCUCACCCGCACUCGCAUUCGCACUCGCACGCCCACUCAUCGGCGUGCACAACGACGACCAGCACGACCGCUGCGGUUGCCGCCAUGAUGGCAUCCACCGGAUACGCCCCUCACGGUAGCGCCGUAGCGAGAGGAAACUCAUCGCCACCCGGUACCGGCAUGUACGCGCCCUAUUGCGCGCCUACGCCUGGCUACAUCAUGGAUCAUGCUGAUUACAACUCGAGAAAUCAUGGAAACGCUGCUGCCGCGGCUGCAGCAGCCGCUGCUGCGGCCGCAGCCGCACACACGCAGUGGUAUCAAGAAGCUGCUAGUCCCGACGCUGCACCCAUUUAUCAGGACACUCAGUCGCCGAGCUGUCAACUUUACAGAUCUAGCCCAUCGACUCCUCUUUCGACGGGUGCAGCACCUUCUCCGCCGCUUUACCAUAGAUAUUAUCAAGACUGCAACGCCGUUAAUAGCAGUGGCAAUUUACCGAUAACGCUGCAGAAAUACUGAGAAUACCGAAAUUCAAGGCCCCAUCAGCGAGGCCUUGAAGAACAUCAGAACGAGUAUGAUCCCGGUCUGGUUUAUGUCAAGCAAGAGUGGAUACCAAUGACGGAGGAGCUCGCCAAAGAUUGGAACUGAAGAUGGGAUCUAAAUUAUCGUCGUGAAAAAAAGUCGGGUAAAAUGAUAUAUAUUCCGUCUUGUUACGAUAUUAAAUAUUUUCGCGUUGUCCUUUAUAACGAGGAAUCUCUCUCUCUUUUCGAGAGAAAAGAAAAAAAGAAAUUGAGAAAUAGCCACCGAAUUUCAUUAAUAUAAUAAUACUUACGUUUUUAUCAACGAACAGGUGGUCUGCGAAUUAAUCAAAUAAGAAAACUCUCUUACGUAUCGAUUAUGCUUCCUUCCUUAUUUUUUUUCUUCUUCUUCCUCUUUUUUUCUUUUAUUUUUCUUUGCUUUUGUUUUUUUACUUGAACGAUUCCUACAUCCAAGCUUUGACUCAUUCGUAAUAAUCGUUAUCCUUGAAUUGUUGUUACACUUCGUACAAUAUCGUUGAUUUCAAAGUAGAUAUAUAAUAAGUAAAUAAAUAGAUACAUCGAUAUCUACUAUCCGAUUUGCGGUUCAUCUGUCAAGAUAUUCUUCCAUGUUUUCGUCGAAAAUGUUUCUAAGUUAAUUUGGCGUAUGCUAAAUUAAUUUUAGCUAAUUUGCUUUCUGUUAAUGGAAAGCAUCGAUGGGAUAUGUUAUCCUGAUUUUUAAAGUCUACGGACGAUAAUUAUACGAAGAGCACAGUGUCUCAUUCUUCACGAUCUUGUUACACAAACGAAAAGUUGUGAAAAGAUAGAUAGACAGAUAGAUAGAGAGAAAGAGAAAGAGAAAGAGAGAGAGAAAGAGAGAGAGAGAGAGAGAGAGAGAGAGAGAGAGAGAAAGAGAGAGAGAGAGAGAGAGAAAGAAAGAGGAAGAUUUAGUGAAAUAAAAACGGCGCUCAUAAAUUUGGAACUCACCUGAGCAAACAUUCGUCAUUCGGUAGGCACGCUGUCGCUGACCUAGGACAAUUGUUUCGUCGAAAAGACGUCUUGUUUUUUUCACAAGCAAGUUCAAUGCUAAGGAUUUUCAAGCAACUGUGCAAACGUUUCGGUAAAAAUUCGCAUGCGACGGACGAAAAAUAUUGGCGUGGCUCUGUUUGCCGUUUGUCUGCUUACUUCCGAAAAAAGCUUCAGCCGAGAACGGAUCAAUGUCAUCGCAUUGAAUCUUUCUAAUCUUCGGAAAUAAUUCUAUUCGAUUUCGAGUUAAAGGUAUCGGUAUCGAGCCGCCAUUAACGUAUCGUUAAUAACUAAUAUAUAGAUGCGAGAAUUAAUAAUGACAAAAUGACAGAUUUAUACAAAAUUUCAGGAAAUAGAUUUUCUA